AGGGGGCGGGUCUGAGUAACGGGAAAACUCAAAAACACGCAGCAGCAGCAGCAGCAGAGAUUCACUACGAGCAGAGACUACACCUCUCCCGUUCUCCCUAAACAAGAGACUGCAGCUCCCGCCGAACAGAGAAAAUGAGAGAUGAGGCAGAAGUGGAGAUUAUUGACUCUGCUGAGCAUUGUGAAGGAGGCCACAACCAUAACUCUCCAAGUGAAACAGGAGCACUAGUGGAGGUCAGCUUCCAGAAAAAUCCCAAUCAAGUACUCAAAUACUUGGAGGCGGAGCCAAAAGUUUUAGGGGUUACACAGAUUUUACUGAGUUCCUUUUUAAUAAGUAUCUCCAUUACAUCACUGCAGAAGAGCAUAUACACAGCGCAAAUCAUCUUUUGUAGCCUGUCUACAGUUGGCAUCAUAGCUGGUAGUGUGGCAAUAGCUGCACAGAAUCUCCGUCUUCCUAAACUGAAGGCCUGUUUGGGGAUGCAGAUUGUUUUGUGUGUAGUGUCAGUGACCUCCUUUUUUAUGAGCUCGGGGGUAAUUAUGUACACCCAUGUGUAUCACCGCUGCUGGGAAUUUGAACAUGAUAACCACACUUCUAAAAUAUUCGAUUUGUGCGAAGGGUUGUCGAUUGCGUAUGAUCAUGUGAAAGGACUGGAAAUGCUAGUGCUCGGAGCUCAGAUUGCCAUCUCUGCCACUUUAUCUGCAUUCUGCUGCAAAGUUAUUCAGUGCUGUUCUCCCCGGUCCAGCAUUCCCACGAUUGUUCUGAAUGCAGCCUCAGCUCCUCAGAGACGGCCAUCCAUACAAUAAACCAUGUUAUCAUUCAUAUGCUGUUACACAUAUACACAUAUACACAAGUAUGUAAUGAAUUUGUAACAUUAAACACCAAUCUAGUACUAAAAGUAAUACAAUUCUGCUCACUUAGAUUUUGUAAAUCUUACUGUUCUAACACACUAAUACACAAUAUUAUGUUUAAGAGGAAAAAUAAAUACACUGUAAUUAUAUGCAUCAUAUGUAUCAUUUAGGAGUCCUAUGAAAAUGUAUAAUUUUUUUUUUCUACCUAAAAUAGUUUAGACCAUUAAUAGAGCUGCAUACACAUACAUAUACUCAAGAUUAUAUACACAAAUGAAUGUGUUAUUACACUGGACUUGUAUACCAGCCACAAAUGAUAUAUGGAUUUGAAUCAUAAUGUGAAACUAGUCUCUUUUGUUUUAGCUUUUAAUUGGUGUACAAAGAGUAUCCAAGUCUAAAGUAGGAGCCCCAACAGCACUUCAAUCCAUCUGAAAUAAUAUCCACAUAAAAUAUCUGACAUUAUUUUGGAUAAGAGUUGUAUACUAUUAAAUUUUUUUU
Molecule: messenger RNA, 1343 nt
Organism: Astyanax mexicanus (Mexican tetra)
Lineage: Eukaryota; Metazoa; Chordata; Actinopteri; Characiformes; Acestrorhamphidae
Exons: 7
Coding region: 135-803 (222 amino acids)
Source: RefSeq, a predicted model, not a curated record